AUGUUGUGUCCCCCAGGGUGGAGGGCACUGCCCUGGGCCACACUGCUGCUCCUCUUGUCUCUCCAGCCCCAGGUGAGCUACACUUGGUGUUCCGAGGAGGAUCUCAGAAGCGAUCAGCAGCAAGGCAGCAACCCGGAGCUCUCUGCUGCAGUGCGCUUGGCCCUGGCCAUGUUCAACCAGCAGAGCAAGGAGGAGAAUGUCUACCGGCUGGAGCGCAUCCUCAAUUUUCAACUGAAGACGGUUGAGAGUCCUGGGAGAGUACUGUCCACGCAGCUGCUGCUCCGCAGAACCGUGUGUAGGAAAUCUGAGAGAAACACUGACUCCUGUCCUUUCUACCCCAGCCUGGAGCCCAGAAGUACCUUCAACUGCUCCUUCACCAUCCGCUCCCAGCACCAGGAAGCCCAGCUCAGCAUCCUGAGGAAGACGUGCUCCAUAGUGCACCCCAGCCAGUGA
Octodon degus (degu) is the source of this 453-nucleotide messenger RNA. Its product is annotated as cystatin-9-like. Gene Ontology annotation, biological process: antimicrobial humoral response. NCBI's taxonomy places the organism in Eukaryota, Metazoa, Chordata, Mammalia, Rodentia, Octodontidae. The transcript is spliced from 3 exons. Bases 1 to 453 code for a protein of 150 amino acids. The record is from RefSeq and is a predicted model, not a curated record. Gene Ontology annotation, molecular function: cysteine-type endopeptidase inhibitor activity.